Molecule: messenger RNA, 986 nt
Organism: Striga asiatica
Lineage: Eukaryota; Viridiplantae; Streptophyta; Magnoliopsida; Lamiales; Orobanchaceae
Source: the annotation of a GenBank genome assembly
GAAAAAUGGUGACUAACAAUUUGUUCAAAAUAUUUCAAUUUAACUCGACAAGUUGGAUCACAGCCGGUUUAAUCCAUAUCCAAUUGCCCAAUAGUGUUUCUAUCCCAUGUUUGAUCAAUGAUAAAAUAUUCGCCAAUCGCCAAGAAGAUGAUAAAGGGGAGUUGUAACGCAGUUUUGUUCUGCCGACGUGGCAUAUUCCAGCCCAAUAGCCGAAAAUCACUUGGUCCUACCUAUAGAUUUCCGUGAGAAAAGAAAAUUUACAAACGAUUAGCUCAUGAACAAGAUUGUACUUGGUGCAGAACGUGAAAAUGGCUAGCGCGGCCACGUCGUCUUCUGCUACUGCAAAUGCUUUCGCUAAAUUCCGUCCGCCAUUUUCCUCGGCGGCGCAAUUACCGCCGACACUUUCGCUUCCCCGUCGCCGAUCAACCUCCGCCGCCCGUCGUAUCUGUGCUUCCGCAUCGGCGGUGACUCCGGUGCCAACCAAGCCGGAUGAUUUGGUGGAAGACAUUAUCUCCAAGGUUGUGCAAACAGAUCGGGGGGUUCUACUAAAAAGUGAAGAACACCUAAAGGUUGCUGAAUUGGCAGAAGAGUUGCAAAGAUUUUGCGUUGAUGAGCCCGUGAAGUGCCCUCUUAUAUUUGGAGAGUGGGAUGUGUUGUAUUGCUCGAAUCCCACAUCGCCAGGUGGCGGCUACCGAAGUGCAGUUGGCCGACUCGUGUUCAAAACAAAGGAAAUGAUGCAGGCUGUUGAAGCCCCAGAUAUAGUGAGAAAUCGGGUGUCGUUUUCCCUUCUUGGUUUCUUAGAUGGAGAGAUGAAAAAUGGAUACAAAGUGGUGUUUGAGCCACCUGAACUAAAGGUUGGUGGAUUGCAGUUGAAAUAUGGAGGGGAGAGUGAAGUAAAACUCCAAAUCACAUACAUAGACAAGAAGAUCAGACUUGGAAAGGGCUCUAGAGGUUCUCUGUUUGUCUUCCAAAGAUGCAAAGCGUAG